This is a messenger RNA of Morchella importuna, 576 nucleotides long. RefSeq lists its product as uncharacterized. The record is from RefSeq and is a predicted model, not a curated record. NCBI's taxonomy places the organism in Eukaryota, Fungi, Ascomycota, Pezizomycetes, Pezizales, Morchellaceae. The transcript has 2 exons. Bases 1 to 576 code for a protein of 191 amino acids.
AUGAUCACUUGCGAGGGGAUCAUGGUUUUGGAACUAUUACUCCUCCUUUACUGCCGCAGUCGCCCAAUUCUUCCUCGACAGCCGAUGACAUUAGCCUCGAGAUUAUUGUUAGUUUAUGCAACCGAUAUCAUCAGAUUUGAUUUCGGUUCUUCUGUAUGUCAAUACCAAAAGACACCUGGUGCCGAAGAAGCAGAAACUCUCCAAAUCUCUGGGGCCGUCAGUCAACCCGCUCUAAUAACUCAAGCCAUGUCUUCUAUAGAAUUAUCGAAUCUCACAACAUCUCUAAGGACUACGAGCAAUUCACCCCAGACAACCCGACGGUGGUGGAACAUUUUCAGUCGUAAAGGAAAAGGUAAAAGGAAAAGGAGCAGAACGUGGUCGGACUUCGUCGAAGAUGGGGAUCCACGUGUUUGCGCUUUAGGAAGCUUUACAGGCCGUGAUGGAAAGCCGCAUGUGGGUAUCGGGAAACAUGGGGCAGGUAUGACAAAAUAUAGGAUGAGUAAAGAACGACAAGACAAGGUUGAUGAAGGAAGUACCUAUAAAUCAAAACAGACCAAAACAAAGGAGGUGGUAUGA